AUGGUGGUGCACAACCCUAAUAACUGGCACUGGGUCGACAAGAACUGCCUUCCUUGGGCCAAAAGCUACUUUCAGGAAGUCCUUCCAAACACCACUCAGAAGAAUGACGCCUAUGAAAUAGUGGUAACAUCUGUGGACCUUGUAGAUGGAGACUGCGAUGUCACUCAACGUAAAGGUGUUACCAAAUGUAUUUUUGAUCUGAAGAUACAGGUAUCUGCAACCGUCAAAGUCAACACGAACAGUGAAGUAGAGGAGAUCAGUUAUACAGUGACAUUACCUGAACUGGUGCACGACCAGGACGAGGAUGAAUAUGAAUACGUAAUAGAGGGAAAUUUGGAUCACAAGUCUCAAAUUAGAAAGCUACUCACUCCUCUGUUGACCGAGAAGUUAUCAAAGUUUCAACAAGCUUUGAUAGACGCUCAUACUCAGGAUGUUCAGCAUAGUACCUAG
Komagataella phaffii GS115 is the source of this 450-nucleotide messenger RNA. Its product is annotated as Co-chaperone that binds to Hsp82p and activates its ATPase activity. Gene Ontology annotation, molecular function: protein-folding chaperone binding; ATPase activator activity. Gene Ontology annotation, cellular component: cytosol. The transcript has 2 exons. The record is from RefSeq and is a predicted model, not a curated record. NCBI's taxonomy places the organism in Eukaryota, Fungi, Ascomycota, Pichiomycetes, Pichiales, Pichiaceae. Bases 1 to 450 code for a protein of 149 amino acids. Gene Ontology annotation, biological process: positive regulation of ATP-dependent activity; protein folding.